AUGACAUCACUUAACACCAAGAGUGGCUCUACACAAGCAGUCAUGCCUUUGUUGCUGCCCAGUGAUGAUUCAAGUCACACCGACACUCUUGUCGAGGAAGUCACUCGUUCUUUUGGCUUAGGCCGAGAUAGAAUCGAGAGUAUUCUCCCCAGCACGGCGUUUCAACAAGAUGUCAUUGACUGUGUUGGGAUUGACAAAAACCGCUCCAUUGGCCAUGUUGCUUAUGAGAUCAGCAAUGACAUCGAUAUCCCAAAGUUGGCUGCUUCUUGGAAAGAUACCAUCAACCGGACUCCUCCUCUGAGGACUUGUGUCUUCACUUCUAAGAAUGGAGAUUCGUAUCAGGUUGCCUUGAGAGAUAGCUUCGUCUUCUCAUGGAUGUUUUGCACAUCUGCUGACCAGAAAGAUGCUGUUGUGGAGGAUGAAGCAGUAGCUGCGGCUUCUGGACCUCGCUGCAACAGAUUUGUUCUUCUGGAUGAUCCAAUGGCAAAGAAAAAGCUCCUCAUAUGGACUUUUAGUCAUGCUCUUGUGGAUAGAAAGUUUCAAGAACGGAUUCUCGGACGAGUUCUGAAAGCUUACAAGCAUGGGCAGGGCGAACUGUCCAACAGACCCUAUACGCCUGACUCCUCUGACCCUGAGGACGAUGGUGUAUCGUUGACUCCCACUGAUGGGUCGAAGACUCCAGAGACUGAUGGCAUUCAUCCUGCGACUCAGUUUUGGAAGGAGUACUUGAGUGAUCUGAAUGCUUCGGCGUUUCCGCACUUGACAUCCCCCCUUACUGUUCCCUGCCCCAAUGCAAAGUCAGAGCACCGCAUGACUUUCACAACUUUGCCAACGUCAACUUGUCCCGGUACAGUUGUCUGCCGAACAGCACUUGCGAUUCUUUUGUCGCGCUACACACAGUCGCAAGAGGCCCUGUUUGGUGUAGUGACAGAGCAACGGCAGCUCCUGGCUGAUGGCCCGACACGGACUGUCGUCCCUUUCCGCGUACACUGCGCUUCUGACCGGUCUCUGUCAGACAUUAUGACCGCAGUCAAUGCGAACGAUGAUGCCAUCCGUCAGUUUGCAGAUGUCGGUCUUCGCAGCAUCGCUUCCUCUGGAGAGGACGGCUCUGCUGCUUGCGGGUUUCAGACCGUCCUGCUAGUUACUGAGAGCGACACUACGCACGCUGCAGAUUGCGAGAUUCAUCGGAAGACUGGAGAGUCUGAGCUCUUUAUGCCCUGCACCAAUCGUGCUCUGUUACUCCACUGUCAGAUGGCCAGUGAUGGAGUAUCCAUCAUUGCCAGGUAUGACAAGAGCCUUAUCGACUCUCUGCAAAUGACUCGUCUCUUGGGACAACUAGGUCACUUGAUCCAGGUCCUACGAGACUCAUCAGAUAAGCAGCUGUGUAUAGGAGAACUCAACAUGAUCACACAAGAAGAUCAAGCUGAGAUCCAGAGCUGGAACUCACACCCAAUCCCCUCCCAACCGACACUCAUCCACAAAGAGAUGCUCAAAACAGCUUCUCUCUUCCCUGCCAAUCCCGCAAUCUGCGCUUGGGACGGUGAAUGGACCUACUCUGAACUCGACAACAUCACAUCUCGUUUAGCAGCGCUCAUCAAGUUCAGCAUGCCAGACCAAGAGCACGCAAUACUCCCCAUUUACUUUCAGAAGUCAAAAUGGGUCGUCGCCUCAAUGCUAGCUGUCAUGAAGGCCGGCCAUGCCUUUACACUUAUUGAUCCAAAUGAUCCACCUGCUAGAGUAGCGCAGGUCGUUGGGCAGACGGGCGCGACAGUCGCGCUUACUUCCAAGCUUUACAGUAGUAAAGUGCAAGAAAUCGUCGGACGAUGCAUUGUUGUUGAUGAGGAGCUUGUUCAAUCACUCAUUUGCACUUGCACCUUUUAUCCAGAUCUUGUCCUCGCUGAGGUUCUUCCAGAGGACUUGGCCUAUGUUAUCUUCACAUCCGGUAGCACAGGCGAUCCAAAGGGCAUCAUGAUCGAGCAUCGCGCCUUUUCAUCCUGCGCUCUCAAAUUCGGUUCCGCACUCGGUAUCAACGGCGACACGCGCGCUCUUCAAUUCGGAUCUCACGCAUUCGGCGCGUGUCUUCUUGAGAUCAUGACGACGUUGAUUCACGGCGGCUGCGUGUGCAUUCCCUCUGAUGAUGACCGCAUGAACAAUGUUCCUGCUUUCGUCAAUCGGGCCAACGUCAAUUGGAUGAUGGCUACUCCGUCUUAUAUGGGAACGUUUCAGCCUGAUGAUGUCCCUGGGCUGCAGACUCUGGUGCUUGUUGGUGAGCAGAUGUCGCCGUCUGUCAAUGCCAUUUGGGCCCCUCGUGUUCAGCUCUUGGAUGGCUACGGACAGAGCGAGAGUUCUUCGAUCUGCUUCGUUGGGAGCAUUAGUUCUUCCGGCGCUGAUCCAAAUAACAUCGGUCGCUCAGUCGGCGCGCACUCUUGGAUCAUUGAUCCGCGCGACCCCGAUCGUCUGGUCCCUAUUGGCGCCAUUGGUGAACUUGUGAUUGAGAGUCCAGGCAUUGCGCGCGACUACAUCAUUCCUCCACCAAUAGAGAAGUCGCCUUUCUUCUCAACAGUUCCAGCAUGGUAUCCUUCUAAACAUCUACCUGAUGGAUUGAAGUUCUAUCGAACUGGUGAUCUUGCGCGUUAUGCAUCUGAUGGCACUGUUGUUUGUCUCGGUCGCAUGGACUCGCAGGUCAAGAUCAGAGGACAGCGUGUUGAACUCGGAGCAGUGGAGACUCAUCUCCGACACCAAUUGCCUGACGACAUGUCAAUUGUUGUUGAAGCUGUCAAGACAUCGGACUCGCCUACGAGCACUGUUCUCGUUGCAUUCUUGAUCGCCUCUCAGGAAACCGAGGCUGCAGGAGAUUGCACGAUUCUUGAUCUUGCUGCGACCAAGGACAUGAGUGCAAAGCUGGAGCAAGUCCUUCCACGUCAUUCCAUCCCAUCGUCCUACAUCAGCAUGCUGCAUCUUCCUCGCACUGCGACUGGCAAGGUCGAUCGCAGGAAGCUUCGCUCUAUUGGUCGCGACAUGUUGGUCCAGCAGCUCCAGGGAACAAGCCCACGACCAUCUCAAUUGAGCUGUCGAGCAAACAGUAGCCAAUCCAAGCUUGAGGAGGUUUGGUGUCAAUGCCUAGGUCUCGAACCCAGCGCUUCCAACAUUGGGUCAACUUUCUUUGAGCUGGGCGGCCACUCCAUCACUGCCAUCAAGAUGGUCAACAUGGCUCGGUCAGCUGGUAUUGAGCUCAAAGUCUCUGAUAUCUAUCAUAACCCUACGCUCGCUGGCCUUGAGGCUAUCGUCAACGGUAGCGUUGUGCCGUACGCGCUCAUCCCAGCGAUCACUCGCGAUGGACCUGUUGAGCAGUCCUACUCUCAAGGUCGACUCUGGUUCUUGGAUCAGCUGGAGGUCGGUGCCUUGUGGUACUUGAUCCCGUACGCUGUCCGCAUGCGAGGAUUGGUAGACAUUGAUGCUUUGAGUCGUGCUCUGAGGGCCUUGGAACAGCGCCACGAGACCCUGCGAACUACCUUUGAAGACCACGACGGCGCAGGUGUACAGAUUAUUCACCAGACCCUCUCUAAAGAGUUGAGAAUUGUGGAUGCAACAGACGGUGACUAUCUCCAACUGCUGGAACAAGAGCAAACCACGCCAUUCGAUCUCACCUCGGAAGCAGGCUGGAGAGCGCUCCUCAUCCGCCUCAGCGACACUGACUACGUCCUUUCCAUCGUCAUGCACCAUAUCGUCUCCGAUGGCUGGUCAAUCGACGUUCUCCGCCACGACCUCAGCCAACUCUACGCUGCAGCUCUUCAAGGCCGCGAUCCUAUCUCAGCUAUGAACCCUCUCCCCAUCCAGUACAGCGACUUUGCCAUGUGGCAGAAGCAAGAAGCUCAAGCUCUCGAACAUGAGAAGCAGCUCGACUACUGGAAGAAACAGCUCGCUGAUUGUUCGCCGGCCAAGUUGCCUACUGACUUCCCCCGGCCUGCUCUGCUCUCCGGUGAAGCUGGUGUCGUACCAGUCUCUAUCGAUGGGGAACUGUACCAGAACCUACGUGAGUUCUGUAAUGACAACAACACCACUUCAUUCGCGGUGCUCCUCGCUGCUUUCCGCGCAGCACACUAUCGUCUCACAGGCGUUGACGACUCUGUCAUCGGCACACCCAUCGCCAAUCGCAAUCGCUGGGAACUAGAGAACAUCAUCGGCUUCUUCGUCAACACGCAGUGCAUGCGCAUCACCGUCAACGACGAAGACACCUUCAGCUCUUUAGUCCAUCAAGUCCGCGCUACUACCACCGCGGCAUUUGAGAACGAAGAUGUACCCUUUGAGCGCGUCGUGUCAACCAUGCUACCCGGCUCACGAGACCUUUCGCGAACACCGCUUGCACAGCUCAUUUUUGCGGUUCACUCGCAGAAGGAUCUUGGGCGGUUUGAGCUUCAGGGUCUUGAGUCGGAGGCUGUGCCGAGCAAGGCGUAUACGCGAUUCGACAUUGAGUUUCAUUUGUUUCAAGAGGCUGAUGGUCUCAAGGGCAGUUGUAACUUUGCGACGGAUUUGUUUAAGCCUGAGACUGUUGAGAAUGUGGUCAGUGUGUUUUUCCAGAUUCUGCGGAAUGGUCUUGAGAAGCCCAAGGUUCCGAUCUCAGUGAUUCCUCUUACGGAUGGGAUCGAGGAGCUUCGGCGCUUGGAUUUACUCAGGAUCAAGAAGGUUGAGUAUCCGAGGGACGCAAGCUUAGUGGAUAUCUUCCGUACGCAAGUCGCUGCUUAUCCCGACUCUCUCGCAGUCGUGGACUCCUCGAAGCGACUUACCUAUGCAGAGCUGGACCAUCAGACUGAUCUGCUUGCGGCAUGGCUUCGUCGACGAGGUAUGCCGGUUGAGACUCUGGUCGGAGUGUUGGCGCCGCGUUCUUGCGAAGCGAUUGUUGCGAUCGUCGGCAUUCUCAAGGCGAACUUGGCCUAUCUCCCAUUUGACGUCAAGUCUCCUUCUGCUCGGCUCAACGACAUUUUGUCUGGUCUUCCGGGUCCUACAAUAGUACUUCUAGGCUCAAGCGUGCCUGUUCCCGAGCUGGAGGUGCCCGACUUGGAGUUUGUCCGUGUCGCUGAUGCCGUAGAGCAAGGCGAUACAAGCGACCUCAAUGGCCAUACCCAUAUUGGCAUGUCGAACCCUACCGCAACAAGUCUCGCCUAUGUCCUCUUCACCUCUGGAUCUACAGGCCGGCCCAAGGGCGUCAUGGUAGAGCACCGCGUUAUCGUACGUCUCAUGACAAGCAACAUCAUCCCCGACUUCCCAACCCAACCACGCUCAGCCCACAUGUUCAACAUUGCCUUUGACGGCGCCACCUACGAGAUAUUCUUCACCCUCCUCAACGGCGGAAUGUUGGUCUGCAUUGACUACAUGACUACUCUUGACGUCAAGGCGCUUCAAGACGUGUUCAUCAAGGAGCAGAUCAACGCUGCUUGCAUGGCACCUGCGCUGCUGAAGCUGUAUCUCACUGAUGCGCGUGAUGCUUUGAGGGGUCUUGACUUUCUCAUGGCUGCUGGAGACCGCUUUGAUGGUCAGGAUGCGAUUGAGGCGCAGAGUCUUGUGAGGGGACAGUGCUACAAUGGGUAUGGACCCACCGAGAAUGGUAUCAUGAGCACGAGGUAUCCUAUCGCUGUUGACGACUCGUUCAUCAAUGGUGUUCCCAUUGGACGGGCUGUCAACAACUCCGGAGCAUACGUUACCGAUCUGAACCAGCAGCUUGUUGGCGUCGGCGUCAUGGGAGAGCUCGUCGUCACUGGCGAUGGUCUUGCGCGAGGGUACUUCGACCCAUCCCUCGACAAGAACCGCUUCAUUUACAUUGAAGUCGAUGGCCAGCGUGUGAGAGCUUAUAGAACAGGCGAUCGCGUGCGCUACCGAGUAGGCGAUGGCCUGAUCGAGUUCUUCGGUCGCAUGGACACGCAGUUCAAGAUCCGUGGCAAUCGUAUUGAGUCAGCUGAGGUGGAAGCUGCCAUGCUCACUCACGCCUCUGUGCGUGACGCUGCUGUUGUCGUGCAGAAGGAUGAUGGUGGGAAGGCCGACUUGGUUGGCUUCGUCGUCGUUAAUCACGAUCAUUCGUUGGAGGGUGAUGCGAACGAUAAUCAGGUUGAAGGAUGGCAGGACCAUUUCGAGACUGAGAUGUAUGCCAACAUCGGAGACAUUGAUCCGUCUACCAUUGGAAAAGACUUCAAGGGCUGGACUUCCAUGUAUGAUGGGAGUGAGAUUGACAAGGUGGAGAUGCAGGAGUGGCUUGAUGACACUAUCAAGACGCUUCGUGAUGGCCGGGCUCCAGGUCAUGUCCUUGAGGUUGGAACAGGUAGCGGUAUGAUCCUGUUCAACCUCGGCGAUGGUCUUCAGAGUUACAGAGGCCUUGAACCAUCCAAGUCAGCUGCUGCAUUCACCAACAGCGUCAUCAAGUCCGUCCCAUCUCUCGCAGGCAAGGCCGAGGUCCACGUCGGCACAGCUCAGGACAUUAGCCAAUUGAGCGAUCUUCACCCAGAUCUCGUGGUGAUCAACUCGGUCGCGCAAUAUUUCCCUUCACCAGAGUACUUGUCCCAAGUAGCGGACACCCUGAUCCACCUCCCCGGUGUGAAGCGCUUGUUCUUUGGCGACAUGCGAACGAACGCUACCAACAAGCACUUCCUCGCUGGCAGAGCUGUCAGGACUCUAGGUGACAACGCGACCAAGGAAGCUGUUAGGCAGAAGAUGGCGGAGUUGGAGGAGCGUGAGGAGGAGUUGCUUGUUGAGCCAUCGUUCUUCACGACACUACAGGAUCGCUUCCCCCACUUGGUCCACCAUGUUGAGAUUCUACCAAAGAAUAUGCAUGCUACGAAUGAACUUAGUGCGUAUAGAUAUGCGGCUGUGGUACACAUACGCGAUAGCGACUCAGUGCCUGUGCAUACGAUUGAGAAGGGCGCUUGGGUUGAUUUUGGCGCAUCACGAAUGAAUCGCACUUCUCUCUUGCACUUUCUGCGGAGUUCCAAGGGCUCAUCAACCGUGGCCAUCAGCAACAUUCCCUUCGGCAAGACCCUCUUUGAGCGACAGAUCGUUGAGUCCCUCGAGGCAGAGGAAGAGUCCAAUCUGGAUGGUGCUGUUUGGAUCUCAGCUGUUCGCUCUGAUGCUGAGAGCCGUGCAUCUCUUUCUGUUCCCGACCUUCACCAACUAGCUGAGGACUCUGGGUUCCGCUUAGAGGUCAGCGCAGCACGUCAGUGGUCUCAAAGCGGUGCCCUCGAUGCCGUCUUCCACCACUUCCCGUCGCUUUCGAAUCGUCGCACGCUGAUCAAGUUCCCGACCGACAAUCACCUCCGAGGCUCAGCCACCCUUGCCAAUCGUCCGCUCCAGGGUUUGCAGCGUCGUCGCGCCGCUCUCCAAGUCCGCGAGCGACUGCAGUCUCUACUUCCAUCGUACAUGGUCCCCUCCAACAUCGUGGUCCUGGAUCAAAUGCCUCUCAACCCCAAUGGCAAAGUCGAUAGGAAAGAGCUUGCGCGCCAGGCUCGAAUUAUACCCAAGCAGCAGACUGCACUGCCUGCACAAGCGGUGCCUAUCAGCGACAUUGAGGCUAUACUCUGUGAUGAGGCGACUGCGACGUUUGGUAUGAAGGUUGACAUCUCUGAUGACUUCUUCAAACUCGGUGGGCAUUCCCUCUUGGCUACGAAGCUCAUCUCGCGAGUUGAACAGCGUUUCAACGUUCGUGCCACUGUCAAAGACGUCUUUGACAACCCCGUCUUCGCGCAUCUCGCCGUCGUCAUUCGUGAAGGCCUUGCUUCACGAACCACGUUGACUAAUGGUCAAGACAAGCAAGGCUGGUCUGCCCGUGUCGCCCCUCGGACCGAGACUGAGAUUAUCUUGUGUGAUGAGGCUUCUAAGCUUCUGGGUAUUGAAGUCGGUAUCACGGAUAACUUCUUUGACCUUGGAGGACACUCGAUGAUGGCGACAAAGCUGGCCAUGAGACUUGGUCGUCGGUUGGAUACUACGAUAGUGGUCAAGGAUAUUUUCGACUACCCGGUUCUGUUCCAGCUUUCCAAGAAGCUAGAGUCGGCUGCUUCGGGGACGGGUGAUGACGAGGUUCAAGUCGAUGAGUACAACCCGUUCGAGCUUCUCCCACUGGAGGAUCCACAAGACUUCAUCCAGCGAGAGAUUUGCUCCCAGCUCGGCGUUGCAUUCGAGUCAAUCCAGGACAUGUACCAGUGUACACAGAUGCAAAAGUCCUUCCUCUUCAGUCCCGGGACUGGUUCCCCGCGGCCUCUCACGCCUUUCUACAUUGACUUCCCAGUCGACUCAGACCCAGCUACCCUCGUCAAGGCUUGCCACUCCCUAGUUCAGCACAUUGAAAUGUUCAGAACUAUCUUUCUGCUAGCUUCGGGUCAGCUCUACCAAGUGGUUCUGAAGCAUCUCGACGUGCCAAUUGAGACGAUUGUCACUAACCAGAACGUCAACACUGUCACCAACGAUUUCUUAGAUGAGCAUGCGCAGGACCCCAUUCGUCUUGGAGAGUCGUUGAUUCGCAUCGCUAUUCUCAAGCAGUCAUCUUCAGUACGGGUACUACUAAGGUUAUCGCACGCUUUGUAUGAUGGCUUGAGUCUAGAACCCAUCGUGCGUAACCUUCACAUCCUGUUCAAUGGCAUGUCGCUGCUUCCGCCAACGCAGUUCAGGCGGUACAUGGAAUAUACUGCCAAUAGCCAAGAGAAGGGUUUUGAGUUCUGGCGUGAUGUGAUCGGAGACUCUCCCAUGACUGUCUUGAGCGAUACGAGCAACGCGGCUUGUCGUCCGGAAAUAUUACCAUCGAAGGCUUUGCAUUUGUCAAAGAUCGUCGACGUUCCAAGCCAAGCCAUCCGCAGCAGCAUCGCUACGCAGGCGACGGUGUUCAACUGUGCUUGUGCUUUGGUGCUCUCGAAAGAGUCCGGGUCUAGCGAUGUUGUCUUCGGGCGCAUUGUCUCAGGACGUCAAGGAUUACCGGUCAAUUUCCAGGACAUCAUCGGCCCUUGCACAAAUGCCGUUCCCGUUCGCGCACACAUAGGUACAGACGAGAAUCAUCACCAGAUGCUUCGCGACAUGCAAGAUCAAUACUUGCGAAGCUUGCCAUUCGAGACCCUCGGCUUUGAGGACAUCAAGCGCAACUGCACAGACUGGCCUGACUCCACCACGAAUUUCGCAUGCUGUGUCACAUACCAUAACUUUGAGUAUCAUCCCGAGAGUGAAGUGGACCAGCAACGUGUUGAGAUGGGGGUCUUGUCGAAGCAUGUUGAACUGAGGAAGGAUGAGCCGCUGUAUGACUUGGCGAUAGCGGGAGAGGUUGAGCCUGAUGGGAUCAGCUUGAAGGUCACGAUUAUUGCGAGGGCACAUUUGUUUGAGGAGGAGAGGGUACAGUAUUUUUUGGAGGAGGUUUGCAACACAUUUCAGACCCUGAACCUUUCUUUAUAA
Molecule: messenger RNA, 9414 nt
Organism: Fusarium tjaetaba
Lineage: Eukaryota; Fungi; Ascomycota; Sordariomycetes; Hypocreales; Nectriaceae
Product: enniatin synthase
Exons: 1
Coding region: 1-9414 (3137 amino acids)
Biological process (GO): secondary metabolite biosynthetic process; amino acid activation for nonribosomal peptide biosynthetic process
Cellular component (GO): cytoplasm
Molecular function (GO): catalytic activity; phosphopantetheine binding
Source: RefSeq, a predicted model, not a curated record